GUUGGAAUUUUUUCUUGGAAAUUGGAAUGUCUUUAAAAUAGACUAAAUUAUACCAAAGCUCACAAGCAAGCAAGAAACUUUUCACAAUACCACCACUACACCAUCUCCAUAAGUUGCUAUUAGGGUAAACCAUUAAUGGCGUAAAAGCUUAAUCAAAGAUUCAAAGCCAUUGCGUGCCCGAAACCCACAACAAAAUCGGGCCACAAUCCCUCAAAACCCACUAUUUAAUCCAUCAAAUUGGGGUUUAAACAAACAGGUAGCAGAAACAGAGUAUUGAAGAACACACACACAGUGGGUGUGAAAAGGUGUAAAGAUUGUGUUUUUUUUAAAUAUAAUUAUAUGUACAUACUUCAUUAGCAAACCUGGGAAAGCACGGAGAGUUGUUGUUCGAUGGAAUCUUCAACUGUUUUCAUGAAAUCGCGAUGGCGCUUGCUUUCGCGAGGAUGAGUGAUUCUGCUUAUCGAGUGGAUACGAUUGCACGACUCGCUCAAUGGCGUAUUGAUAGUUUUGGGGCUUCUUCGUACCGGAAAUCUGAUCCGUUUAUGAUUGGAAAGUGGAAUUGGUGUUUGGUAGUGGAAAAGAAUCGAAACUUGAUCAUUAAACUCUUCCCAGUGAUACCAAAAUCAGCCCGGGAUAAUCUUAAUCCUCCGAUUGCUUCAUUCAACAUUCGUGUAAUCUCAUCGUUGGGCAGUCGCAAGACUUUGGUUCAUCCAGAGAUUAGGGAUAAACUGUUGAGAAGCGGUGAAGGUUUUGUUUGGGCGCUUGAUGUUCAAUUGACGGGUAGAUUCAUCGUCGAUCUUGAGUUUCUUGAUCUGCAGACUGCAUCUCCAAACGGUGGCGAAUCGCAUUCCAUUUGGAGUGAAGGGUUCACACAACACAACACGAAUUCAACAACACUUUCGUCCGUUGGCAGAAUGUUAUCAGAAAGCAUCCACACGGAUAUCAUCAUUUGUGCUUCCGACGGAACAAUCGGGGCCCACCGGGCUGUUCUCGCAGCCCGUUCACCCGUCUUUCACAGCAUGUUCUCCCACAACCUCAAAGAGAAAGAAAUGUCCGCCAUUAACAUCAACGACAUGUCAAUUGAAGCUUGCAAAGCUUUUCUUAGCUACAUAUAUUCAAACAUAAAGCAUCAAGAUUUCAUCAAACACAGACUCGAUCUUCUUCGGGCCGCUGAUAAAUACGAUGUUUCGGAUCUAAAAGAUGCGUGUGAAGAAAGUUUGAUAGAAGAUAUCGACACGAAGAACGUGUUGGAAAGACUGCAAAGUGCUUCUAUGUAUAGAUUGGGAAAGUUGAAGGUUACUUGCAUUCAAUACCUUGUGAAGUUUGGUAAGAUUUUCGAUAUUAGUGAAGAAUUCAAUGCUUUUAUACAAUCUGGUGAGAGAGAUUUGAUAGGUGAAGUUGUUAAUGAAAUUCUUUCUGCUUGGAAAGGUUUCUGAACUUUGAUUGACUACUUGUUUGUUGUUGUAUCUAUUGACUUAUGAAACCUGUAUGGUGCGCGAUUCGUUUGUCGCAUAUUAUUGUUUCAUUAAAAGGUAUGCUACAAGAUUCAUUUGUAACAUCAUUUGAAGAAUGCAGCUCGGUUAUGUA
This is a messenger RNA of Helianthus annuus (common sunflower), 1587 nucleotides long. RefSeq names its product BTB/POZ domain-containing protein At1g55760. The transcript is spliced from 5 exons. The coding region runs from base 423 to 1436 and encodes 337 amino acids. Gene Ontology annotation, molecular function: protein binding. The record is from RefSeq and is a predicted model, not a curated record. Lineage: Eukaryota; Viridiplantae; Streptophyta; Magnoliopsida; Asterales; Asteraceae.